Molecule: messenger RNA, 1572 nt
Organism: Lachancea nothofagi CBS 11611
Lineage: Eukaryota; Fungi; Ascomycota; Saccharomycetes; Saccharomycetales; Saccharomycetaceae
Source: the annotation of a GenBank genome assembly
AUGACUUCUCAAAGUAAUUGGAUAGUUCAAAAAUUCGGCGGUACCAGCGUUGGUAAGUUUCCAGAGCAGAUCGUGGAUAAAAUUGUUAAAGUCUACACCAACCAGUACCAUAACAAUGUGGCCGUAGUGUGCUCUGCUAGAUCGAGUGAUACUAAGAUUGAGGGAACCACUUCGAGACUUCUUAAAGCGUGUGAUAUGGUUUGCAAUAGCGAAGAGAGCUUUCUGGAGGUUUUGCAGAAAGUAAGAGAGGACCACGUUCACAACGCCGAACAACGCAUCAGCGACGUGAAGCUACGCCAAAACCUGAUCAAGGAUAGUUUGGCGCAGCUGGAUACCGUGGAGAAGUUUUUGGACGCUUCCUUAGUUCUGAGCGAGGUUUCUUCCAGAACGAUGGAUCUCGUUAUGUCGUGUGGUGAAAAACUGAGUUGUCUAUUCAUGACUGCUUUGUGUAAUGACCAUGGUGUUCCCGCGCAGUAUGUGGAUCUAUCGUCUGUAAUCCCACAAAACUACGAUUGCCCGCAGGGUACUUUGGAUGCCAGUUUCUACACAUUCUUGGUCAAAGCCUUCAAGGAGAAACUUCAACCGAUCGUGAACUCGAAUGCCCAAGGAAAACCUGUGGUUCCAGUCAUUACCGGGUUUUUUGGUCUGGUACCUAUGGGGUUGCUUAACGGUGUUGGUCGUGGGUACACCGAUUUGUGUGCCGCAUUAAUUGCAGUGGGGCUAAAUGCAGACGAGCUACAGGUCUGGAAAGAAGUAGAUGGUAUUUUCACUGCCGAUCCUCGCAAAGUUCCUCAGGCUAGACUUUUAAGCAGCGUCACACCAGAAGAAGCAUCCGAAUUGACAUAUUACGGUUCUGAAGUCAUUCAUCCAUUCACUAUGGAACAAGUUAUCAAAGCUAAAAUUCCAAUCAGAAUCAAAAACGUUCAAAACCCAACAGGCGACGGUACCGUUAUUUAUCCCGACAACGUCGCAAAGAAGGGUGAAGCAACCCCACCUCAUCCACCUGUCACACUCACCAGCUCUUUCUUUGAGCUCAAGAAAAGAGGUGCGACCGCCAUCACUAGCAAAAGUGACAUUGUUGUUGUCAAUAUUCAUUCCAAUAAGAAAACUCUGUCACAUGGGUUUUUGGCACAGAUUUUCACGACUCUGGAUAAACAUAAGCUAGUUGUUGAUUUGAUCUCUACAUCUGAAGUUCAUGUUUCAAUGGCUUUACCAGUGCCGGACAAUGAUUCGUCGUUAGCAUUAAAGAAAGCUGUCGAAGAAUUGAAAAAGAUUGGUAGCGUGGACGUGACCAAAAAAUUAGUCAUUGUUUCACUUGUGGGUAAACAAAUGAAGCAGUUCAUCGGUAUCGCAGGUACAAUGUUCACCACGUUGGCAGAGCAAGGUAUUAAUAUCGAGAUGAUUUCUCAAGGUGCCAACGAGAUCAACAUUUCUUGUGUCAUUGAUCAAUGUGAUGCAAUCAAAGGCCUGCAAUCCAUUCACAGCAAACUUUUAGAUAUCGAAGCUACUGAAAAUAGCUUAGGGAAAGCUGUCAAUGAAAAGCUGGAACAAAUCAAAAGACUAGAAAUAUAA